UUUUAUAUAUUUUAUUACAUUUUGCACGAUAUCUUCGAUCAGUUUUUUGAUUUUAUUUCUUAUAAACGAUAAAAUUUUGAAUAGAGAUCUUUUGAACUAAACAUGACAAGCCUAUAUAAUAGAAACGGUGGAUGGAGGUCUUCCAUCAAGUGACUCUUUGUUCUACAUACUAUCUGGGUGAUUCCAUUAUAACUGUGAUAUUCAAUGUCCUGUAUUGUUUUUUUGUACUAGUCAUUAAUUAAUAAUCAAUUAAUAAAAAUUUUGUGUUAAUUGAAUAAUUCUUAAGAUAUUUAAACAUUAUUUUUAUACAAUAUAACUUGCCACUUAAAGAAAACUUAUACUACAUCACUUGAAUGUCAGUACCGUGUCAUGUCCAUUCCUAGAAUUUACCGAUAAAUUAUUAAUUUUUUUUGUCGUAACAAAUGAUUUAAACUAAUUACCUUAUAAAUUCUAAUGUUUAUGAUCAAACUGAGGAAAAUUGAUGCACUUGUUGUUUAAUAUCUUAAGUUACCAUGUCAGUACCGUGGAUAAAUGAGUCAGUACCGUGGAACUCAAAAUCCGACAUUUGUGUCUUGCUCGUGAUACUUUGAAGUUGUAGUAAAUUCCUCUUAGAGUUUUAUUUUUACAGUAAAAUAGAUGAAUAAUAUGCAUAAAAAAGUUAGAAAAGUUAAAUUUUAAAAUCUUGAAAUUUUGAAUACAAAAAAUCACAGUUAGAACGGAAUCACCCAUCUAUCGAUUGUCUUCUUCGCAAGUCCAACUACAAGACAUACGUCCGUGGAUAUAGACAAAAUUUCAAUGUCAAAAUAUUUUAUUACUCCUAUUAAUCCUAUUAAUUGGAUACAUUUAUUAUAGCGAAUCUGCAACGUCUCUAGACCUUCCAAAAAAAAUGUUUCUUCUUGCUCUGCAAACCAGACCUCCACAGCUUUUAGUACCUCCUGGUUAGAAGGAAAAUUGACGACCUUUUAAACUUUUUUUCAGUUGAGGAAAGAGAUGAUAGUCGGACGGAGCCAAAUCUGGUGAACAAGGGGAGUAUUCUGGUAAUUCAAACCCUAAAUUACGAAUUUUGUGCAUGGCAACAUGAGAUUUGUGUGCAGGGGUGUUGUCCUGCAAAAGCAAAACUCCUUUGGAUAGCUUUCCGUGAUCAGUAAUGUCGAAUAUAAAUCUCCAAUUAUUGCUCUACCCUUAUCCAGAAAAACAAUCAUGAUUACUCCAUGGCAAUCCCAAAAAACUGAAGCGAGAACUUUCCCAGCAGAUUUUUGGACACGAAACUUCUUGCACGCUGCAAAGUGUAUGGUACUUGAAGAAGAAUUGAAUCAUAGAUGAAGCGUAGAUUUUGUAACUCAUUCACCCUGUAUAUUAAUAUUUUCAUCUACCUAUUUGUUUAAAUAACAAUUCGUAAAAGUCCGACCUUUGGAAUAAUUAGUCAUAACGAUUAUUUCUACCGUGUUGAUGUUAAAGUUUUGAUUUGAUUCAUAUGAAUAUUAUUGCUGACGUAUUAGUCACGUGAUGGAAGAUUUCUGCCGUUGCUACUGCACUUUCCGUAUAAAAAAUCGGGUCUUGUAACUGUCAUUCGAAAGUGGUUGAAGGUAGCGAUCGCCUUCAUAAAUUAUAGAUCAAAACGACGAACUAGAUUUAAUUAUAUACAUAUUCUCUAAUAUACAAGGUUCAGAUGCAAAAAAAUCAGAGGUGAGUAAAUGACGACCUUUCCAAAUUAUACAUUCGGACCUUAGGACUUUUCGACGAAUGAUUACGUAUGUUCAUGAAGUUUGACGGAAUAAAUAAUUCUAAACUACUAUCUUAAAGCCAGGGGCGGUCUCGUGCCUAAUAGUUAACAAUCCGUAACUUUUACAAGGACAACCGGUACAAUAUAAAGAGGGAAACUCCAUUAAAUGGUUUAGGAGAUAUGUGGAUUUUUAGAUCGUGGAAUAUACCAAGGAAACCGUUCGUAUAAAGGAAUAUUCUGAAGAAAAUAAUCAGGGAUAUUUCUGGGAGUCACAACUAUAUAUCAGGGACAGAACAAACUUGGGUAUAAUGCCCCGUUGCAAGGAACCACAACAUUGCAUCCAGAUCUACACAUGACAUCUAUGGAUCGCCGGAACAACGGCCAACGUAUUUAUUUGUUAAUCUAUGUAAUGAAUUAGAACAGAAAAUAAAGACCUUUUUGAAUAAUAAUAACAGGCUAAGUUGAUGGACCACAAGCAGGCAAAAGCUUGAAGCAGGCAACUUAGACCAGGCAAUAAACACCUACGCCACACCUGUUUUAACGUACUAAAACAGAGCUAGAAGGUAUUCAGAAGUUGACACGAAGAAUGAUGACGAAGAACAACAACCACCACCCGAAGUCAUCCCCUAUUAGAGCAAAAUUACCCCGAAAAGAAGGUGGAAGGGGCUCGAUCGACCUUCUCAACCAGCACUCUCGGCAAGUAAUGGAACUACAUGAAUUCUUUCAUAGGAAAUCAGAAACCUCAACCCUAGAUCGGAUUAUAUCCAAGGAUUACUCAACCCUCAACCUCGCAUCACCAGAAUCACGAAAGACACUACACGGUAGACAUUAUCACGACCUCAACCAGCCGCAUGUUGACAAGGAAGCUCCAAACAGAUGGCAAUCUCUUUCCAGAGAUCGAAGACUUCAUGAUGACUAUUAUUAACACGAAUAACUACAAGAAAAAUGUUAUCAAGGAUCCGAACACUCAAACAAACCUCAGAGACCAUUCAACAUCUGCUUGUUAGCUAUUUAUACCGACAUAACCGAGUGUGCAACAUCAUCCACAAGAAACUGGCCAACAAGUUCGGGCUUCUUAAUACGCAUACACCGUACUACAAGUACCAGCCGCGGAAGGGGCUCGAAAAUGACAAUUUUAGACUCUACUACGAUAGAUCGAUAGACAGGUGGUUGAUGGAAGAGUCAAUUCAGUCGUUCCUGUCGAUGUAGCUAUACCGAGCACUAAUAAACACCAGGAAAAACUGACAAAAUACGCGGAUCUCGUAAUUGAGAUGUAGCGCAACGAAAUUGUGGAAAUGGUGCCAGUUAUUACGUCAGGAACCUAAGACAAACUAGGGACUAACAAAAAACACCUUCGCAGGUGUGAAUACCUGCCACACAGUGCGCAGAUAGGUAAAUAAUAAUAAUCAUAAUGAUCGAAUGUACAAUUUAACUUUAAAGGCGUAUAACUCGGAAACGAGGGAUCGCGCGAUAAUUUUUUUUUGUAACGGCGUUAUUUUUACGUCACGAAUUUUUUGCAUCAAGUCCCCGAUCGCUUUAUAGAUAACAUAAUAAGUUUCAUUGUGUCGGUAAGGUAAAAAAAAAAAAAAUCGAAACACAGUUUGUAUAAAUUCAACGACGAACGCAUCACAAUUAUUUCCCGAUACCGAACCAGCGUGAUAUAAAGUUGAAUGUAACACGAGGGAAGGAAACUCUCAAAAACAACUACAGUCGAUAGUAAACGUCACAGAGCAACAAUCACAAUGAUUUUUUUACAUUUUAAUAAACAAACAAACGACACAGAGAUAUUCGUUUUUAUAUAAAAGUGAGGAGUGUUAAAUAAAUUGUUUAUAUAAAUAUAUAUAUUUUUUUUUUCGAAUAAUAGAAGGAAAUGAAAAGUGUUUGGUGAUGGUGGCAUGUGAAUUUUGCGGUACCACGUUGUGGAUGGUGACCAGUAUCGGGACGACGUUUCUAACAAUAUUAGGAAACACCUUGACCUUGUGUACGAUUUUGAUGAGUAAAAAGUUAUCUUCUUUAACGGCUAAUUAUUUUAUAUUCAGUUUGGCGGUGAGUGAUCUCAUGGUGGGUGUUUCUAUACCGUAUCAUAUGUUAUUUUAUACUAAAAGUGAUUUUGGUGCCGUGAAAAUCCGGUGUCUACUUCGAUUUGUGCUGACGUCUUUCGCUUGCUCCAGCUCCAUAUGCAACUUGUUGUUCAUCGCCAUGGACAGAUAUUUGGCCAUUGUUUAUCCGCUGCAUUACGCUAGAUUUAUGGUGAAAAAAACCGCUUACGCCCUUAUAGCCGUCGGUUGGGUUGGGGCGUUUUCGGCUGCUUUCGUCCCGCUUAUUUGGAACGAAUGGACCGAGGGGGUUACUUGUGAGGUUGUUAACGUUUUCCCUCAUAAUUACAUGCAAUUUAUAUUACUGCCAAUGUUUUCGUUAAUUUGGACGACUAUGUUUCUCCUAUAUACGAGGAUUUGUCAGGAAGCUUCGGGACAACAGAAGAAAAUUAGAGUUAACGGAUUAAAGCAUCAUUCGAAAUCGUUUCAGGUGACACUGAUAAUACUUGGUUGUUUCACCAUAUGUUGGUUGCCUUAUUUUGUGAUAGUAGUAUACAUUAGAUCAACAAAAAGUUCCGAAUCCGCUACACUAUACGAGGUAUUCUUCAAUCUGGCAAUGGCCAAUUCCUGCAUGAAUCCCCUGAUCUAUGCUUGGAAAAAUAAGAAUUUCCGGAAAGGAUUUUUCAGUUUAUUAAAAUGUCGACAUCCCGAUAAGACAACGGAUUUCGUAACAAAUCACGUGCCCAGCAAGAGAAAUUCAGCUAACGCAGUUUGGAACAUUCAAUGCCACAGAGAAGAAUUGACAACUGGUACAGAAAUGUCUAAUUAUGAUGAAAAAGGUGACAACGUUGUAGUUCAAGGUUCAGAAGAGAACGAGUUAAGAAGAGAAACUAUAUAAUAAGAGAUUUCAAAUCAUAUUUAUGAUAGUUUAUUUACUUUUAUAGUUAUCAUAAUUAUAUUUGAACAAUUAUUUGUAUUUUAUAUCAUAUUGAUUAAAAUUAAAACUGAUUUUAUGAUAAAUUUCCAUGGUAAGUACCGAACCCUUUAGAACGUACAAUAAACGAUGAACAAAUAAGUCAAUCACA
Molecule: messenger RNA, 4844 nt
Organism: Diorhabda carinulata
Lineage: Eukaryota; Metazoa; Arthropoda; Insecta; Coleoptera; Chrysomelidae
Gene: mAChR-C
Product: 5-hydroxytryptamine receptor 1A
Exons: 2
Coding region: 3611-4657 (348 amino acids)
Biological process (GO): chemical synaptic transmission; G protein-coupled receptor signaling pathway, coupled to cyclic nucleotide second messenger
Cellular component (GO): membrane; dendrite
Molecular function (GO): neurotransmitter receptor activity; G protein-coupled serotonin receptor activity
Source: RefSeq, a predicted model, not a curated record